Messenger RNA from Linum trigynum, 4288 nucleotides. The record is from the annotation of a GenBank genome assembly. Lineage: Eukaryota; Viridiplantae; Streptophyta; Magnoliopsida; Malpighiales; Linaceae.
UCGUAUGAAAUCUGAAAUAGUUGAAGUUUCCUUUACAAGACAGCUAAUGAAAAGCUUUUUUUUUUUUUUAAGUCUUCGAGAUAUUUCAAUGAAGAUUCACGUAUAUUACAUUUACACACAAGAAAGAAAAAUCAUAUACUAUUGACUUUCAUAGACUAAGUUGAAAUUUGUUCUAUUAUUGUUGUUGUUAUUAUUCUAUAUAUAAAAAAAAACUAAAUUAGAUGAGUUGUUAUAUAUACUAUCACACGUUCUACCAAAAAAAAAAAAAACUAUCACAUGCAGUAUGAAAUAACUAUGUUCUCUUUAUAUCUGAAAAAUUCAUUAUAGGUUUGCCUUAUUAAUCUAUUAAUAAUUUAUGUGCAAAAUAAAUUGUGUUUCAUUGACGAAUAAUACCGAGCUCAAUAAGCCCACAAAAUAAUGGGUUUAAGAGUAGUAUUAGGUUAUCAGUCAACUCGCUCUACACGGAUAAAAUACAAAUUAUUUGAUCAAUUGAAUACAUAAACGUCCAUUCUUGACAAAUCAAGAUAUUUAAUCCUCAUUUUAUCGUAAUUUUUAAUUUCAACUUUGACUAGUUUUGCUCUCUUACUUAUCUCUUUAGCUGGAUAUAAGAUGACCAAUAUAAUUAAAUAAGACGAUAAUCCAGAAAAUUUUAGCUUGAGAAUUAUGCAAAACCAAAAAUAAAAGAGUUUUAGAGUCAAAAUGGGCAAACAAAACUUCAAAGAACACCCUCAGAAAAUUAGGGAAAAUAACCCUAGAACAUAGGGUACCUGAAAUUGACACCAAGCUACAUUUAAAAAAAAAAAAAAAGAUUGUCAAUAAUUAGAUAGAGAAACAUAAAUAACAAAGGGUGAUACAUUUCAAAUUAAAUUUUUUUUUAUAGUCUCCAAAGCAAAAAUCAUUCUUGUAAAACUUGGGAAGUCACCACCUUGCAAUAGUCUCCCUCUGCUUUGCAACAAAACAAACUUCUCCCCUCCACUCUCUUCCUCCCAUCUCCUUCCCUCCCCUCCGCUCUCUCUUUCUGGUAAUACCAAAUCCGAAUUCCAAUUUAACGCAUAUAAAUUCAAAUCCCAAUUGAAACCCAGAACAGUUUUUUUAUAAUCAAGGAGAAGAAGAAGGUGGGAAAAAGGAAGGGGAAGGAAGAAAAGAGAAAGAGAACCAAAAGGGGGAGAAGAGCCUUAGCUGCUCACCCUCUCUUCUUAUUCUUAUGUUGUUGUUCAGAUCUUGAGAUUCUCUCGCAACUCUUACCUUAUCUGGGUUCUCUUUCUCUUUGAUCAAUCAACCAGUUCCUUUUUCAUUUCUGUUCUUCUGGGUUCUUCCUCGCCAUCCACAGAAAGAAAGGGUAACAUUUAAACGUGAGAUAAGAGAGAUAGAGCUUGCUCCUUGCGUGAAUUGCUAUCUGGGUUUGUGGAUCUUAUUAGUUAUUAGACAUUUCUUCGUCGAAGUUUUUGUCUUCCGUUCAUUUGGAUUGCUGCUGGGGAGCGAUCGGUUUCCUUUUGGACUCUCCCUACUUUCGAUCAAUCGGUUAAGAGUUCCUGAAGCCCUAUCGGAUUGAAUCCGAGAGUACCCACUUGAUAUAUAAAGACAUCCAUCAUAUAGGCAUCCGAGUGAGCUUUUUUGCUGCUUGAUUUCUGCGGCAAGGUAUUCAUCAUUUCUAGCCGCAUUUUGAUGUUUUUUCGUACAUGGAUUAUUGGGUUUCUCCCUUCUUUGUUUCUGGUUUGGUAGAAUUGUGUGUUUGGAGUAACAGAUCCGCUGUUUGAUUAUGAAUUGAGAUAAAGAUUGUUUUUUACAGAGGAUUUUGGAAAAAUGGAGCUUGGAAAGCUAUUCAUUGGUGGGAUUUCAUGGGACACUAAUGAAGACCGUCUUAGAGAGUAUUUCCAGGCAUUUGGAGAUGUUGUGGAAGCUGUGAUUAUGAAGGAUCGGUCCACCGGUCGAGCCCGUGGUUUCGGCUUUGUUGUCUUUGCUGACCCUGCUGUUGCUGAGCGAGUAGUGAUGCAGAAGCACCUGAUUGAUGGCAGAAAUGUUGAGGCGAAGAAAGCAUUGCCUAGGGACGAUCAGAACAAUCUGAACCGAAUCAGCAACAACAGCAGCAUUCAAAGGUCGCCUGGUCCAACUCGGACGAAAAAGAUAUUUGUAGGAGGCUUAGCAUCAUCAGUGACAGAGACAGACUUCAAGAAUUACUUUGAUCAGUUCGGAACAAUCACUGAUGUUGUUGUCAUGUACGACCACAAUACUCAAAGGCCUAGAGGCUUCGGGUUCAUUACCUUUGACACAGAGGAAGCUGUGGAUAAAGUACUAUACAAAACAUUCCAUGAACUCAAUGGGAAGAUGGUCGAGGUGAAACGAGCUGUUCCAAAGGAACUAUCUUCUCCUGGUUCGACCAGAUCGAACCAGUUUUCCGGAUAUACCUAUGGCAUUACGAGAGUCAAUAGCUUCCUAGACGGCUAUUCCUCUCAGGCAAAUAAUCCAACUUCUGUACUUCGAAUGGAUGGAAGGUUCAGUCCAGUCGGAACUCGUAGCAGCUUUUCUCCAUUCCGUACUGGGUAUGGUUCAGGUCUAAAUUUCGAGCAGGGUCUGAGUCAGAGUUACGGUGGCAACUCGAACCUUGGGUCAAACGUUGGAUUUGGCUGGUUGAGCCCCUUGUACAGUGGCAAUCCGAGCAGGUACGGGAGCCCCAUUGGAUAUGGAGGAGCAAACAAUUCAGGGCUGAAUUCUGUUUCUCGUACUGCGUGGAGCAAUGAUAGUGUUCCUCAAAGUGUUAACUCCAAUGGUGGAGGUUGGAACUCAGGACUCGGUUCCUUUUCCGGAGCUCUUUGGGAUUCCUCGGUUAAUACAGGGCAAGGUGGCGGUGUGGGACCAACCUAUAACAAUGGCAGUGGAGGCGAAUUUGGUGCUGGUCUAGGAGCAGGAGGAUAUGGGAGAAAUGGUGGGGCGAGCUUUGCACCAGUCGCGUCUCGUACUGCUGCAAAUGGAGGUUAUGAUAGGGCAGGUUAUGCAGACAUUUAUGAGAAUGGUUCGCUCUAUGGAGAUUCUUCCUGGAGAUCCUCAACCUCCGAGAUGUUUGAUUUCGGCAUUGGAAAUACAGCUUCAGGUGUUGUUACUAAGAACCCUGCAGCUUUUAGUGUUGGUUAUGGCAUUGCUGAUAGGCAGUCUGAUAGAGGAAUUGCUGCUUAGGAUGAAAAACAAGGGAUUACUACUAUAGGUGGAAGAGUACAUCAUCAAAAUUUGAAGUAAAUUUGGUACAUUACAUGUUUCUUGGCCCUGAAGUUUACUCUCCAACCUUUUUUUACCCCCUUUGAUGUUUAUGUGAGGAGGAAGUUAAGAUUAGUGCUAAUCAAUUUAUCGGUUUAUCGACGAAAUUGUGGUUAGAGAGGGCAGAAGAAGAAUUCAGUCAGGAGGAGUUGUGUAAGGUUUGAGCUUUGAGGGAGGAGUUUUUCUGUUUGUUUGUAAUUUCAUGUUUGUUUUUUUUUUACUACAUAUAGGGGUUUUCAGUUUUGUUUUGUCUUCAAACUUGGGAAUGUUUGGAACUUCUUAAGAUGUAAAAUCAGGAGUUUGUGGGUAUACAUCAGAGAUACUGUAUUAAUGUUGAUAACUUCAUCUAUAAGUCCUACACUACGCAGUAAAACCGGAAAAUUUGGCUUGUUAGGUUUGAAAAAUGAUGAAUUUUGUUCUGUUUGCUUUCCUCGACGGCAUGUUGGAAUCGGCUGCAAAGAUAUGUAGACAUAUCUUUGGACUAAUUGUACUUUCGAUGCAUUUGCUUCAUUUGAUUCAAAUAUGUUUAACUCAGGAUCAUUUAGCAACACAUAAUGCCUUCUUGUACCAAAUCAACAUUGCCUAUUUGAUUUUUUUUUAGUUGGCAUUUGAUUACCUACUCAAGAUAUCGUGCUUAUUUAUUCUAUCGUAUUAUAUGCAAAAUGACUGGAAAGAAGUCCAAGAAAAUCCGCCUACGCCAAUUGAACAUAUAAAUAUUGCGUGAGAUUUUUUGAGAUCGUUCAACAAAGAUACUUUUUUGACGACCUAUUCAAAAAAAUUCAUCCUAACUAUUUAAGUUUCAUUCGAGAAACAUAUUCAAAUUCAACGUUGGGUGAUCACUAUUUAGUUGCGGUCGAGGUGUGUAUGAUCUUCUAUGCUUUAUCAAAACAAUUGCAACGGUUUGUACUUUUUUUCUUCUUCUUCCUAUUUCAACCUCAAACCUUCCAUGCUAUGGCCCUUACUCUCAAAGCUAACAUUCAAAAAGGUUUUCCCUAGAUCUAUGUUAUUUGUAUGCUCCAAAUUAAGGUAGUCAAGCUUG